Messenger RNA from Trichoplax adhaerens, 435 nucleotides. RefSeq lists its product as uncharacterized. Lineage: Eukaryota; Metazoa; Placozoa; Uniplacotomia; Trichoplacea; Trichoplacidae. The transcript is spliced from 4 exons. Bases 1 to 435 code for a protein of 144 amino acids. The record is from RefSeq and is a predicted model, not a curated record.
AUGGAGUACCUAGACGCUAUCUUUCAAUAUUUUGGAUACGACAAUUUUCAUGAAUUCGCCUUUUGGGUAGCUAAAAACCCAUACGAAUUCUUAGUUUCUGUCAUGAUUGUGCUAACCCCGAUGUUUAUCAUCAGUGGAAUCUUAGCUUUUUACCUUUUGAAAGCAAUUGAAAAAGAUGAAAAAGAGAAGAAGAAACGCGGUAACUUGCCUUUCCCUUUCAUAUCUUUUAAUAACUGUAAUCAAUAUUGGAUGCAUAUUGUACACAUGAUUUGGAAAAAACGGCUGCAGAACAUUAAACAAGAUCAAGACCAAGGCGAUAAACCCAAAGAGACAGUAGAAAUUAUAGUAGCAAAGAGAUACCAAUUUAUUAGCUGUGUUAGUAUUGUGAAGUGCAAUUUGUGCCAAUGCGUAACAUGGUUUAAGGAAGAAAAAUAA